Messenger RNA from Paramacrobiotus metropolitanus, 811 nucleotides. RefSeq names its product segmentation protein even-skipped-like. NCBI's taxonomy places the organism in Eukaryota, Metazoa, Tardigrada, Eutardigrada, Parachela, Macrobiotidae. Gene Ontology annotation, cellular component: nucleus. Bases 77 to 757 code for a protein of 226 amino acids. The transcript has 3 exons. Gene Ontology annotation, molecular function: RNA polymerase II cis-regulatory region sequence-specific DNA binding; DNA-binding transcription factor activity, RNA polymerase II-specific. Gene Ontology annotation, biological process: regulation of transcription by RNA polymerase II. The record is from RefSeq and is a predicted model, not a curated record.
GCUACUGCAAAGAUCGUCGUCGCGCGAUUUAAAUAAUUUUGUGUUGUUAAACAUUCAAAAUUAGUGCCGGGGCACCAUGGUGAGCUUUAUACCCGAUCAUCUGGACUCCAAACAUCUGUCGGAUGACGAGGACUACUCAGUAAUGUCCACCAAUACUGAUAAGUCGCGAGCGCUCGCAAACGAUCCAAAUGCUCCGAUACGUCGCUAUCGUACAGCUUUCACCCGCGAACAGAUCGGUCGCCUGGAAAAGGAGUUCCUCCGUGAAAACUACGUGUCUCGACCCCGGCGAUGCGAACUGGCCGCCAGCUUGAAUUUACCGGAAAGCACUAUAAAGGUAUGGUUUCAAAAUCGCCGCAUGAAAGACAAACGGCAGAAAACGUCGAUGAUUUGGCCCUAUCCCGACCCCCAUUUUGCCGCGGCCUACAUGUACAGCCUGGCCUCCUCCAACAACCCCUUCCACCGCUACACGGCCGCCGCUCCCAACCCGGCAGCGGCACCCUUUUUCUACGGCAUGUACGGAAACUAUCGACCGGCACUGCCCUAUCCCAUUCUCCCCGGGACACGCUCCCCCGAACAGUCCCCUCUGUACAAACCUGGGCAUGAGGUUAGUGCCGCACUGCCCUCCUUCCCUUUUUCCCAGCACGGAAGUGUCCCGUUUCCUCUGAAGAGUUUGAGUAAAGAGAAAACCCCGGAGGACAAUCCACAUCGUACCCCGCUGUUCCAGGCGUUGUUGACGCCCCCGAGUCGCAGCACGUAAGGACAGUACCCGGUGACCUUUGGCAGAUAUGCUGAGCAUUAUGUGCGAAAAGUA